AUGUCCAUCCUUCGAACUCUUUUGAUCCUGCCAGCCUUCUACCGAUUAAUUAAGGCUGAGUUUGGAAUCGCAGCACAAUUGUUCCAACUCUCAAGGGCUGCAUCAGUGAAUAAUGCGAAGCUAUCUUGGGCAACUGUCGACGGAGCGACGCAAUAUUUGGUGCAGCAGAGCUUAGGCAAUGGAGGGUUCCAAACGAUUGCGACGGUCACCGGCGAGACCUACGACUCGUACGGCCUGACAGUUGGCUCUACGUACAACUGGAGAGUCACAGCCUCGAAUGGGAACGCUCAAGUCGAUCAGUCGUCGACGGCUUCACUCACACCAUUUGCGCCUCAGAAUCAAUACAAUACCUAUGACAAUACACAGCAAACCUCUCUUCGCAUCAAAUCCAACCUACUGAGCAACGGAGUCUACUAUCGAUACAACUAUGAGACGUUCUCAAACGGAAGCUUUAGCAGAUUUGUCGAGCAGACUUCCUCAGACGGAUACACCUUCAGCGGCGACAAGACGGUGUUGACGGGCGAGGUACUUUGCAGACCAUCCAACUAUGACUGCAAACUUGAACGGGUUUCGUUCCAACCGCAUCCCAGCCUCAAUCAGUUCGUCAUGUGGGCACACUACGAAAGAUCCGGGGACUACGGCCUUGGUUAUGUCGCAGUAGCUCACGGAACACCUGGACAGAAUCUCCAAUUCGAUGGAGCGUACCGACCGUUGGGCGACGAUUCCAGAGACAUGACCUUCUUUGUCGACGGCGAGAAUGCCUAUCUUGUUACGUCGACGAACACGAACACGAACAACAAUAUCUAUACCUUGACAGCCAAUUGGACUGCAAUCGACCAGAGACUUGUCCAAGUCAACGUUAACGGCCGUCGCGAAGCUCCCGCAGUGAUCAAGUCAAACAAUUGGUUUUAUCUCUUCACAUCGAGAGCCGCUGGGUGGCUACCGUCUCAGCCCCAAUACAUUGCUGCAACAAGCAUGGCAGGCCCGUGGAGCAACCCCGUCAACGUCGGUAACACGGCUACGUGGAGCGCCCAGUCUGGGGGCGUACCUCAGCUCGAAAGUGGCCAGUAUGCUAUGCUCGCUGACCAGUGGGCAAGCAAUUGGCCAACAAGAGGUGGGCCCAACCGCGAGCUGAUGCUGCCCGUGUCCCUUGCCCCUGGAGGCGGCUUUGCAUCCUAUCACUUUUAUCGCACCGUGCAAUACUCAGACGACAUUUCCACUCAGGGUCAGGGUCUAUAUGGUGUUCAACCUGGGCAAAUCCUCUCCGUUGGAAAACCGUCCAGCUCCAAUGCAGGCACGCAAGACAUCGCGCUUGCGAAUGACGGGGUCCAAGACACGCCAGAUCGCUUCUUCAAGCCUUCGACUGUGCCAUUUUGGUAUCAAAUCGAUCUGCAGGACUCUCACAUCAUCUCUCAGGUCGACCUGACGACGAACUUGGUUCAAGGGAGCGAAACGUUCUAUCGCUUCAACGUCACAGGCUCCAAUGACGGCAAUACAUGGACGCCACUUGCGGAUCAAAGCAACAACGUUAACCCAGGGUUUGCAGCAUCUUUGCCAACGUCGACGGAACGAUUCCGAUAUGUUCGAAUCAAUGUGAACCAGAUCAGGAAUAAUGUCAACAACAAUGAAGCAGAUUUCGCUAGCGGUGUUACAGAGGUGACUGUGUACGGAACAUAG
Molecule: messenger RNA, 1677 nt
Organism: Zasmidium cellare ATCC 36951
Lineage: Eukaryota; Fungi; Ascomycota; Dothideomycetes; Mycosphaerellales; Mycosphaerellaceae
Product: carbohydrate-binding module family 32 protein
Exons: 2
Coding region: 1-1677 (558 amino acids)
Molecular function (GO): protein binding
Source: RefSeq, a predicted model, not a curated record